AAAAACAUCUCGCCAGAUACAUAGAUAGAUAAACUCCGAUCUCUCUCUCUCUCUCUCUGCACGUCGACUUCUUGUUUUUUUUUUUUUGUGAAGAUGAAAGCUUUCUGCAUAUUCGUCGUCUCAUUGCUUCUCACCGUUAAUUCCAGGGGAGAAGCUACCUCUUCUGUUUUCUUCAUUGAUGGAUCCAACAACCAAUUUCUUCGUCCACCAUCAGCCGAGGCGCUUCCCAUGUCGCUCUCUGAGGUAUCUGCAUCAGUAUCUGCCUUGUUGGGUUUUGCACCUCCAUCUACUUUGACUGCCCAUGGCUCCUCCAAGCUGAACAAGAUUCUAAAGCCCAAUCCGUUUGAGAGGCCUCGUGCUGCUUUUGUGCUAGAAAUCGCCGGAGCUCAUGAUGCGCUUGUGGAAGCCUACACUAGUCAUUCUUUCUUGGGCGAUUCCAUAAGAGGCAGUAUCAGUUCUGAUUCUUACAAUGCUGAUAUUGAACUUCCAGGAAGUGGAGUUGCUGUUGUGUCUGUCAACGAACCCUCAUCUCAUGUGACUGACAAAGACAUGAAUGAGUUUGCAUCUUGGUUGGGUGGGUCGUAUGUUACUGACUCUGCUGAACCAUUGGCUGGAUUGCUGAGUAUCCCUCUGGCUGAUGGUGCUAAUGUGGAGUUCCAUUUGGAAAAGGAAGCAGAGAGGAAAUUUGCAUUGAACCUUUUGGAUCUAUAUAAUAAUAUCAGAGGAGUAGUCAACCUUCAUGGGGAUUUAUCUCAUGGUAUUGAGAGACCUGCUGAACUAACGGUUGGACGCUUUGUCGGUAUUAAUGUUUUAGCAGAGGAGUAUGGGCAAGGUAUGGCUAAGCAAGGGAUGGAUGUAUUGCUUGCCACACUAUCUAAGCUAUUUGAUAUGUUGGAGACGUCUCACAGAGGCCAAAUUGUUGGAGUGAUCGUCCUUGAUGAGAGAGUAAAUCAAGAAUCAGCUAAUCUGCUGAGCGUUGAGUCUUCUUCUCGUUCAUCUGCAAGGUCUAUGGCUGAGGUAGAGGGAAUUCCAAGUGCAGCCAUUAUCGCUCAAGUUAUACUCGUUAGGCUGACGCUUGCAUGGUUAACUGGAAUAAUCCUUCUCAUUGCAACUAUCCUUGGGGUGUACUUCCUUAUGUACAUGCCUUUGACCAAGGACACGCUCCUAUACUCAAACGUGAAGCUCGAUUAAGACAUAAAUAUACAAAACGUCAAGUGAAUCUUCAGAUCGAUCGUUUACAUCUUUUUUGUGUGUAUCAAGCCGUGUUUUUCAACUGGCUGCAUUAAACCAGUAUUAUUUUGAAUGUUUCAAGAGAAGGUUGACACUUUUUGUGGCCAAACCAGUUGAUUUGUUUAUCUGUAUAUUGUUGCAAUAAGGUUUCAUUCUUGAUUUUAUUAUUGUUUUCUUCUUUACAUACAUGUGAGUCUCAGUCCUAUUAAUAAUAAAGAUCGAUUUGGACA
Molecule: messenger RNA, 1460 nt
Organism: Raphanus sativus (radish)
Lineage: Eukaryota; Viridiplantae; Streptophyta; Magnoliopsida; Brassicales; Brassicaceae
Exons: 11
Coding region: 94-1191 (365 amino acids)
Cellular component (GO): endomembrane system
Source: RefSeq, a predicted model, not a curated record